Messenger RNA from Trichoplax adhaerens, 348 nucleotides. RefSeq lists its product as uncharacterized. Gene Ontology annotation, biological process: respiratory electron transport chain. The record is from RefSeq and is a predicted model, not a curated record. Bases 1 to 348 code for a protein of 115 amino acids. NCBI's taxonomy places the organism in Eukaryota, Metazoa, Placozoa, Uniplacotomia, Trichoplacea, Trichoplacidae. The transcript is spliced from 5 exons.
AUGGCCGGACCAUUGAAAAGGACAACCAAUCUAACUGGAUUGGCGGUUGCAACAAAUCCUCGUCAGACGUUAAUAUCACUCUAUAACAAGGUUUUGACCGCUGUCAGUCAAUUGCCACAGGAAGCUGGCUAUAGAAGACAUACCGAAGAAUUAACCAAGAACCGCUUACAGAUUGUUGAAUCGGAAACAAAUACGGAAAUGAUUGAAAAAAAAAUUAACAGUGGUCAAGUGGAGGAGCUCAUCGUCCAGGCUGAAAGAGAACUCACACUAGUAGAACAGAUGAAAAGUUGGCAACCUUGGCAGCCGUUAGCCGAAGAAGCGCCGUUAAAUCAAUGGAAAUGGCCAUAA